Molecule: messenger RNA, 690 nt
Organism: Enterobius vermicularis (human pinworm)
Lineage: Eukaryota; Metazoa; Nematoda; Chromadorea; Rhabditida; Oxyuridae
Source: the annotation of a GenBank genome assembly
AUGUUUUUAGGGCACCUACUGCCAAGGAAAUGGGAAAACUGCAUGAGUUUGGAUAGGGAUUCAUGGGGAUAUAGAAGAAACAUGAAGCAACUGGUUAGAACGAUAGCUUGUAAUGGCAAUCUCUUGCUGAACAUUGGACCCGAUAAUCAUGGCGUAAUUCCUCCAAUAUUCGAAGAACGAUUAAGAGAACUUGGUGAAUGGGUGUCGCGAAAUGAAGAAGCUAUUUUUAAAACUUAUCCUUGGAUGUACCAAAAAGAUCCGGGAAAUAUAUGGUAUACAGUAAGCGUUCCACAGUCCUAUAAGGUCGAAACCGCAUGGGCACCACACUUUACGGGAUCAAAAUUAUACGCAUUUGUACUGGACUUCCCAACUGGAAAAUCGCUCCAUUUGCCAUCUGUUUUAUACACAAAUAAGACAACUGCUGGAGUUCUACUGGGAAACGGUAAAAUCAAAGAUCUGAAAGUUCAUGGAGUGGAAAAAAAGCCUCUCACUCUUAGUUUAGCAACACAACAGUAUUUGGCUGUUUUGAGCCCGAUAGUUAUUCGUAUCGAGAAUUUUGCAGCGCAUUAUACAAUUGCUUGUGAACUGUAUUAUAGAGCUACAACAUCGACAUUGGAAGAGUAUGUAUUACGCACAAGAAUAGAACUAAAGAGCUCGCUGAUAGUUCAGAAAGUCUGGUGGUUUGUCUAA